GAAUAACACCAAGAAAUUUCAACACCCAAAAGAUCCUAUCUUUCUAAAUCACUAAGGCUCAGACCUUGCCACGAUCGCUGUGCCGUACAAAAGAUCCAAGACAAGGCCGUCUCUAUUGACAUAAAAACAAACCACAACAAGGCAAACAGAUCGACCAAUAUUUAGUUCUUUAACUUGAAAUCCUUCUACACAAUUUGGAAGAGAAAUUUUAAGUGGGGAUUUGAAGCAGGUCAAGAAUGGAAGGUCAAGAAGAGAAGGUUUACGUUGCACUUGGGAACCAGCUGCCAGAUGGAAUCAAGACUUUGGAGUGGACUUUGAGGAAGUGGAGAUUUCAGCCGAUUUCGAUUGUUAUCCUUCAUAUAACCAACAGUGUUUCUGCCAAAGAUUAUGUUUCCACCCCAUAUGGGAAGCUGCCUGCAAGUUAUGUGAGUGAUGAGAAAGUGAAGAUUCUGAGGAGGCUUGAUCAAGACAAAAUUGACAAAAUCCUUUCCAAGUACAUAAAUUUCUGUCGCAAGGCUAGGGUGAAGGCUGAGAUACUCAACGUGGAGAGAUAUGAUGACCCUAUUCAUAUGCAAAUCCUAGAUCUGAUUUCGGGACUUCAUAUAACCAAAUUGGUGAUGGGAUUUUUGUUCAUGAAAUCAUCUUCAUGGAAACCAAAAACCGUAAUCAGUGGAUCAUUUCACAUCCAUCAGCACAAGCCGGAAUCUUGUGAAUUCUUCAUAAUAUGUGGUGGAAAGGAGGUAUUUCUAAGAGGAGAAAAUAAUGAUCAAAGAAUAUCAAUGGAAGAUGAUCAAGGAGCCAUGGUUGCAACAAUGAAAGACAGGGUCAGUAUCAAAUUUAUCAUAGGAAGUAUGUUCGGAAGUCGUCAAAGCUCAUCUGUUUCAUCAACAAGAAACCAUUCAUCCAGCUUGGAAAAUAUGCAGUGGGAUAAUUGUGUUCAAGAAAUUGAGAUUUACUUGCAGCAGUUGUGUUCAAAUUCGGAUGAAGAAGAUUAUCAUGAACAGGAAAGUGAUACUACUCAACAAGCUAGUCCAACAGAUGCCAUAGUGCUGGAACUUAAUGGAAAUCCGAAUUUGAACAUUGCAGAAAAAUUUGAGUCCCUUAAAAUUAAAGUAAGAGAAGCUCAUGAGAGGUUACAGUCGAAGAAGAAAGAAGUCCAAGCAAGUGUUGAUAGGCGUCUCAAAGCUGAAUGGGCCAUUUGUUUAUGCAAACGCCGGGCUGAAGAGUUAGAGAUUCAAAUAAAGGAAGAGGCCAAGAAGAGAAUAGAAAUGAAGAAAUUACUAGACAAAGAUAAAGAUUUCCUCCAUGAAGUAAAAACCGAUAUUGAAGAAAGCAAGAACAAGCUAAACUCACUCAUAGAGCUUCGAUCAGAGCUUUCACAAAGGCUCCGUAUUUCCAAAAUGGCAAGAGCACGCAUGGAGGCCCAGCUAGAGAAUGACAUAACAAAUCGUGCAGAAAUGGUUCGAGAAAUCGAAGAGUUGCGACGAGAAAGAGACGUUUUCCAGCGGAGGAUUGAAUUUUGCAGAGAGAAAGAUGCCCUAGGAAUGGCAGGAAGGUCGAGUAGUGAUCAACUGAGCUGCUGUUUGAGGGAGUACACAGUCGAAGAGAUAAAAUUGGCCACCAAUGGCUAUUCAGAGAGAUUGUUAUUUAAAACAGGAAGUGAUAGAAGCCUUACUGUUUAUAAAGGGCGUAUCAACCAUGACAGAGUUGCUAUCAAACUAUUCAACUCGGAUGAUGGACUGCCCCGAGAAGAUUUUCAAGCCAAGGUGAAGCUCAUCAGCCACAUUAGGCACCCUCAUCUGCUUGCCAUGAUGGGCUACUGCUCCGAGCUAAACUGCAUUGUCUAUGAAUACAUGCACAAUGGUAGCCUACAGGAUGUCUUAUUUUCCUCUCCGGAAAACUCUAUAAAGGGAUGCCGGGUUCUGACGUGGCACGACCGCAUUCGCAUUGCAGCUGAGGUUUGCUCCGCCGUGUGCUACAUCCACGAGGCUCGGCCCAAGCCCAUUAUUCAUGGGCACCUCAGCCCAUCCAACAUCCUCCUCGAUGGCAACCUCGUUGCGAAAGUCGGUGGGUUUGAGCUCGGCCACUACGACGAAAGCCAUGUUGGAUGGGACGUACGGGCUUUCGGGGUUUUGACUAUGAAUCUUCUAAUCGGGAGGAAUACAGUUGAUGAGGCUAUGUUUACGGAUAUGACAGGCCUGGUCCGGGCUUUAGACGAGACUGCUGGGCCUUGGCCAUUGGAUUUGGCUCAGGAACUUGCGGGCUUGGUAUCACUGUGUUUAUCCGUAAACGAUAGGCCUAAUAUGGAUUGUCAUCAUUUAAUGAUGACAAUAAUGGAAGAGCUUGAUGUAAUCAAGAAAAAGGCUGAUGAUGAUUUUGUUGCAAGAGGAGGGUCAUAUGGAGUGAAUAUUGGUGGAAGAGUUCAUGAAGAAGUCUGCAAUGAUGUCCCAAGUGUUUUCCUCUGCCCCAUCUUUCAGGAAGUUAUGAAGGAUCCACAUGUGGCCGCUGAUGGAUUUUCAUACGAGCGGGAAGCCAUUGGAGAAUGGUUGCGAAUGGGACGCGAUACAUCACCAAUGACAAAUCUACAACUUACGCACACAACUCUUGUCCCUAAUCGUACCCUUCGUUCUCUUAUUCAAGAGUGGCAUUGUAAAAGAUCGAUUCCAUAUCCACAGUAGUGCUAAUGUGCAGAAUUCAUUAGAGUAUGCCAAUAUAUGAGAACAAAAAAUAUAUAUAUAUAUAUUCAAUCCUAUCUUCC
Molecule: messenger RNA, 2758 nt
Organism: Rosa chinensis
Lineage: Eukaryota; Viridiplantae; Streptophyta; Magnoliopsida; Rosales; Rosaceae
Product: putative U-box domain-containing protein 50
Exons: 8
Coding region: 237-2678 (813 amino acids)
Biological process (GO): protein ubiquitination; protein phosphorylation
Molecular function (GO): ATP binding; ubiquitin-protein transferase activity; protein kinase activity
Source: RefSeq, a predicted model, not a curated record